AUGAAAUCAAAUCGUGAGGUGGAUGGUUGGCUCAUCAAAGCACUAGUCAAGGAACAAGAAGAAGAAGAAGAAAAUCUGUUUGCAUCAAGACCUAUGGUCAGAAAGAGUCUAAGAUUUUAUUCCGAAGCGAUUCGUUGUUUUGUUCAUUUACGUUUACCUUUUGUUGCUGUUGCUGCUGUUAAAAAUUUAUUGGAUUCGAGUCUUUAUCACAAAAACACCAAAUUGCUUUUUUGUUUACAACCUCCGAGGGACAAAUUUACGGCGGAGAUCAAUGAAAAGAAUUCUUCUCGUUUAAGAGUCUCGUUCUCGUUCUGUCAAGUGAAGUUUUGUCAUUUCCUGCAUCAGGAAACAUUGUCGCUUGACAAAUGCGUUUUAAGUUGUCGCAUUGAUGACGACAACGAUGAUGAGGGGUGA
Clunio marinus is the source of this 414-nucleotide messenger RNA. Lineage: Eukaryota; Metazoa; Arthropoda; Insecta; Diptera; Chironomidae. The record is from the annotation of a GenBank genome assembly.